CAUUGGACACCCCAAGAGCCAAUGGAAUGGGCAAUGCCACCUCCCCCGCUUCUACCUUUUAUAGCCCCCCCUCAGUUCUACUUUCCUGCACAAAACCUUCUUCCUUUCUUCAGCAAUUCUUGGCUAUCUUCUCCUCUUCCCUGAUUCUUAAUUUCUUCUCAGAUUAGACGUUCGAAAACUUGUGAUUUCUUGUCCCAAUUCUAUUGCAUCUUCUUCUUUGAAGGACGUAUUAUAGUUCUAGUUAAUAAACAAGCAGUUCAAAAAAGUUUUGUGGUUUAUGCACGCCAUUGACACUCUCUGCUGUUUGGGUUGUCCAAAACGAUCUCGUCGGCGCAGAAGCCAGCAUGUCCACCACGCUCGGGAGCGGCAGUGUUAGCCCGGCUGCCGGUGCUGCGUCGGCGGCGCCGGAGGUGGAAGGCCACUGGGCUCCGCACGGCGCGGUGCUGACGGCCUGCGUCGUGGGCAUCAACGUGCUCGUGAUCCUCCUCAUCUUCGGUUUCUUCUGGCGGUUCUUCUCUGGGAGAGGGGGCCCGUCGCCGUCCGCGUCAGGCGGCGCCGCCGACGACGACGAAGACGAGGACUCGCUGCCCGUGGCGUCCCCGUGGGCGGCGUACCGCUACCGGCACGAGGGCCACGGCGCGCCGCAGUCGACGCCGGUGGAAGACGUGGCGUCGUCGCUGCCCGUGUCCGUGUACUCCAGCGCCGGCGCCGGCGCCGGGGAAGGAGGAGGAGGAGGGAAGGCCCCCGAGUGCGCGGUGUGCAUCGUGGAGCUACGUGACGGCGACUCGGUGCGCGUCCUCCCGCGGUGUGGGCACCGGUUCCACGCCGACUGCGUGGGCGCCUGGCUGCGGCUCCACGCCACGUGCCCGCUCUGCCGCGGCAGAGUCGUCGCCCCCGCCGCCGCGGCCGUCGCCGACGAGUCAAGGAACGCCAAGGACGACGACGACGACGAUUGUCCCGUGUGAGGCGGCGCCCCGACCGGAACUCCGAGGACAGAUCGGUCGCUCGAUCUGGCAGUGCAUGGUGAGCAAGCAAGUGGUGGGCCACGUACAUGGAGGAAGGUGGCACCAUCUUUCAGCCGUCGUGGGCGUCCAUGUCGCUUAGCUCCUGAAUCCUGAUGAUGACCAGCUAGUAAAGGUUGCUGUGAGGCGAUGGAUUCCUUCAUCCAGUUCUGGCGUUCUGCUGCCUUCUUUAUCUUUAUAUUGUGUGUGAUGUAUGUAUGUAUGUAUAGUAUGUAUGUAUGUACGUAUGUAUGUGUGUGUAUAUCUUGAUCGGAGUUUCUUCCUCUGUGUAGUGUAUGCAUGUGAGAUCUGCAUGAUUAAUUACCCGUUGUAAUGCAUGAACUAUAUGAUAGUAGUAGCAUAUAUACGGCCGAUUUGCUAAUUGCAUUUGGCAUGCAUAUGCGUUUGUAAGACAGUAGAAUUACUGGUAAAAAUCUGGUAUGUGUUGGUUUGCUGCCUUGAGAGAAGGUCAGAAGGACGGA
Sorghum bicolor (sorghum) is the source of this 1483-nucleotide messenger RNA. Its product is annotated as RING-H2 finger protein ATL3. The coding region runs from base 345 to 965 and encodes 206 amino acids. The transcript has a single exon. Gene Ontology annotation, biological process: protein ubiquitination. The record is from RefSeq and is a predicted model, not a curated record. Lineage: Eukaryota; Viridiplantae; Streptophyta; Magnoliopsida; Poales; Poaceae.